Nasonia vitripennis (jewel wasp) is the source of this 2223-nucleotide messenger RNA. Its product is annotated as pre-mRNA-splicing factor CWC25 homolog. Gene Ontology annotation, cellular component: U2-type spliceosomal complex. The transcript is spliced from 5 exons. Gene Ontology annotation, biological process: mRNA splicing, via spliceosome. The record is from RefSeq and is a predicted model, not a curated record. Lineage: Eukaryota; Metazoa; Arthropoda; Insecta; Hymenoptera; Pteromalidae. Bases 430 to 1764 code for a protein of 444 amino acids.
AGCCGAUCUCUUCUCUUCUACCGGCGCCGCUAAUAACAACGUAAUUAUAAUAAUCCCAGCUGACAGAUCUCAGGGGUGGCGAGUUGGCGAUGCUCGACUGCCGCCAGAGGACACUACUGAUGCUCUGUAAAAGCAACGAAGAUAGACCUUAUUAUCUUCGUUGCGUUGAUGGUAAAAGUAUCAGCUGAUUCGCGUCGAAACGAAGUAGAGGUUAGGUACCAAGUCAACAGACGAAGGUCAUGUUUGCUCCGAGCUCCAAAUCCAUCUUCCAUAUAUAUCCAUCUUCCUCCUAACGUAGUGUUUUGAGGCACCUUGGACUCUCAGACGGUUUUACUCCGAUUUCCGAAAGUUUAUGAUAUAUAUAUAUAUAUAUAUAUAUAUAUAUAUAUAUUUUUUUUUGUUGUAUAUAUUGUAAAUAAACUCUUCAAAAUGGGUGGAGGAGAUUUGAAUUUGAAAAAAUCGUGGCAUCCAUCCACUAUGAAAAAUAUGGAAAAAGUUUGGAAAGCCGAGCAAGAGGACAAGCAAGAAAAGAAACGAAUAGCGGAGUUGAAGCGGGAAAUAGCAAUGGAAAGAGACAGAGAAGAAAUGAAAGCUUUCGCGAUGGAACAGGGGGCCAUAGAAAAGAAAGAAGAUAAAAAAUUAGAUUGGAUGUACAAAGGGCCGCAUGAAAAUGUAAACAGAGAAGAUUACUUGCUGGGUCGUCCAAUUGACAAACAAUUUGAGCAGAUGGCUCAAGCUGAAAAAAACACUGAGCAGUCACAGUCAGCAAAAAAUCACGUUGAGCAUGAGUGCAUACCGCCAUCCUUGAGGUUCUUUUCUGGCAACGAGCAAGUUGAUUUAGCAAGAAAACUCCAAGAAGAUCCUCUGUAUGCCAUUAAAAAAAAGGAAAUGGAAACUCGUGCUCAACUACUCAAAAAUCCAGUAAAGCUAAAGCAGCUGCGUCAAUUGCUUGAACAGCAAACAAAAGAUGACAAGGGUCAAGAGAAAAAGAAGAAGAAGAAGAGGAAGAAGUCUGCUAGUGAAGAUGAAAGUGAUCUGGAUGGAAAGUUGGAUGACAUAUUAGCAGCUAAGUAUAAGAAAUUAAAAGGCCGUAUUAAUGAAGAAGACUUAAUAAAGUCUGUGAAGAAACGCAAAGAGAAAAAAAGCAAGAAAGCAAAGAAAAGGAAAAGAAAAUAUAGCAGCAAAAGUGAUUCGAGUCAAGACAGUGACAGUGACAGCAGUGAAUCUGAAAGUAGUUCAGAUGAAGCCACAAAACGCAAGUCAAAAAAGAAAAAGCAGAGAGACUAUGAAUAUAAUAGUGAUGUCAAACACAAAAAGAAAAGUCAUGAUGAUAAAAAUAGUGACAUAGAAUAUAAAUUAAAACAUUUUGGCUUGAUGAAAGCAGAUGGUACAAAAAUACACACAACCAACAAAUCAUACAGAUCAUCAGAGAAAAAUAAAAGUGAGAAACAAACCGUAAAAACAGAACAAAAAUGGUUGCCUCCUAAAAAGCAAAAACUCACAGAGGAGGAAAAGGAGCGACGAAGACAAGAAAUGAUGUCUAAUGCAUCUUGGCGAGACAAAGAGCGAGAAAAAAAUGUUAAAAAAUAUGAAGAGCAAGAAAAAAAGGAAUCUAUUAAGGAGAAAUCCUUUGACAAAGAUUUUGCUCAAAAACACUUAGCUAUGGCAGCCGAUAAGGAAACUGUGGCAUCAAGAAUCAAAUCAAACAUAAAUAAUAUUCAAAGGUUAAAACAUUCCAUGGACAAAAAUUUUGCAAGAAGAUAGCAAUGAACAAUCUCAAAACGAUUUAUUUAUAUUAAAAUACAUUUUUACAACAACUUUAAAUCUUUCACGUGAUCUUGCACAUUUCAUUUGUUUCUAAGGCAUCAUGGGUAUCGGAAAUAUUAGUGACGCAAUCCCCUGUCAGUACAUUAUUGACAAUGGCCCUAGCGAGAAAACUCGUUGUUACAGAAUAGCUGGCAGAGAAAAAUGGUGUCAUAUCAUUUGUUUUUUCUAAAUUGUGAUCCUGAAAAUAUAAUAUUUGCUUUUACGAUCAAAGUUAUUACUUAAAAAAAAAAAAAAGAAAAAAAGUUUGAUUUACCUUACAAAACAUAACAAAAGCAUCGUCGACUAAUUUAUUUAAAUCUAAUUGUCUUUGGAAAGUCAGCUCAGGAUUUCUCAACAGAAUUGUUGAUACGAUGUUCAAAAGCUAAAAGUAAUGAAUUACCAUAAGUUACAUGACAA